UCGAUCCACUAGAAACAGUAAAACGUGUCUCAGAGGGUGAUCCUGUUACUCUCUCCUGCAAGUACAGUGUCAGUGGUAAUAAUUAUGCUCUUCAGUGGUAUCUCCAAUAUUCCAGAUCUAGACCAGCGUUUAUAGAUUAUAUCCUCCCUAGUCAAACUGACAGAGACUCUGUUCUUCCUGGUAUGUCUGUAAACCUUGAUAAAAACCAAAGCCGUGUGGAUCUGCUGAUCUCCUUUGCUACAAUAUCAAACUCCGCACUGUACUACUGUGCCCUGGCGCCCACAGUAACAGGAAACCCAGCAAUGCUGUACAAAAAAACCUCCCACCGUGAAGGUGUUUUUUGUGCUGAUCAAAUUGGACCAAACCAGGAUCAGGAUACUGAGGUUUUUCAUGAAGAGGGACAAUCAGUUACACUGGAAUGUUCAUAUGAUUCAACUAAUCAAUAUAUUGAUCUUUACUGGUACAGACAGCAUCCUAACAAAGCACCACAGUAUUUAUUGUAUAAACCUGCUCGAUCAAGUCUGAGUACUGGGCACAUAUCAGACCGACGUUUUUCAUCAACUAACUCUGACACAUCCACUCAGCUCACUAUUAGUGGACUAACUCUGGCAGACACAGCUCUCUACUGUUACCAUGGCUCAGAUGAAAUCACCCCAUACGGUGCUGUAGUGACUGCCAACGUGGGUGACAAUGUUAUACUGUCUUGUAAUUACAGCAGUUAUAGAACAUCCUCACCAAGCACCUCAGUUUUUAGUGUGGAAAGGUGCUCGGUCACGGAGUGGAUCUGGAUCUUCCCCACAUGCUCGGUUCCAGUCAACAACUUCCAGAACCUCCACUGA
Electrophorus electricus (electric eel) is the source of this 839-nucleotide messenger RNA. The record is from RefSeq and is a predicted model, not a curated record. NCBI's taxonomy places the organism in Eukaryota, Metazoa, Chordata, Actinopteri, Gymnotiformes, Gymnotidae.